This is a messenger RNA of Rhinopithecus roxellana (golden snub-nosed monkey), 4264 nucleotides long. RefSeq names its product exportin for tRNA (gene XPOT). NCBI's taxonomy places the organism in Eukaryota, Metazoa, Chordata, Mammalia, Primates, Cercopithecidae. Gene Ontology annotation, molecular function: small GTPase binding; tRNA binding. Gene Ontology annotation, biological process: tRNA re-export from nucleus; intracellular protein transport. Bases 654 to 3698 code for a protein of 1014 amino acids. The transcript has 25 exons. Gene Ontology annotation, cellular component: cytoplasm; nuclear matrix; nuclear pore. The record is from RefSeq and is a predicted model, not a curated record.
AAAAAAAAAAAAAAAAAAGAUUAGUGAGAGAAAACUAGUAAGCUGGCAGUGACAACAUAGCAGUGCUUAGGAUGGGGCAUGUAAUCCAAUUUGGGAGAGUUGGACAAUAGGGGUCAAAUAAGUGUUCUUGAAAGAGAUGGCUUCUAUGUUGAAUUUCAAAGAACAGCAGGGGUUAACCUACUAACAAGAAGAAAGAGCAGUGUGCAAAGAUGAAAGGUAGAAUACCAUUGGAGAACUGCCAUGUGGUUCACUAGCACUGGCCUUGCUGACCUGUGAUGCAGAAUAGUGAGGAGUCAUUUAGAAGUGUUUGGAUCAUAAUCUGAAGGCAGCAGGGAGUUACACUGCCUUGAAGUCUGCAAGUAUGAUAUGAACCAUAAGAGAAAGGGCUGAGCUGUCUUCAAAGCUCUCAGUCCAUAUCCUGAGUUAUUUGAUUCAGGCAGGCUCAGAGGAAAACAGAAAAGCAUGUUGUAGGUAUCCUGUAACCUGGAUCUGAGCCUGGCUUUGCUAUUCCCUUAAAAGGCUUUUCUCCCCUACCCCCAACCCAAUUAGUCUUUUGGCGUCUUUGGUUAUGAUAAUUGAAACGAAAAACCCCACAGCCUUUUUUUGUUUUCUUUGAGAUAGUCUCUCUGUCGCCCAGGCUGGAGUGCAGUGGCAUGAUCUCAGCUCACUGCAACCUCCACCUCCUGGGUUCAAGCCAUUCUCCUGCCUCAACCUCCCAAGUAACUGGGAUUACAGAUGUUUAUAAAUUCUUCUGUGGGAUCAGAGGGCACGCCUAUUGUAACCAGAAAACUCCAAGUAUAGCAGCAAGGAUGGAUGAACAGGCUCUAUUAGGGCUAAAUCCAAAUGCUGAUUCAGACUUUAGACAAAGGGCCCUGGCCUAUUUUGAGCAGUUAAAGAUUUCCCCAGAUGCCUGGCAGGUGUGUGCAGAAGCUCUAGCCCAGAGGACAUAUAGUGAUGAUCAUGUGAAGUUUUUCUGCUUUCAAGUACUGGAACAUCAAGUUAAAUACAAAUACUCAGAACUAACCACUGUUCAACAACAACUAAUUAGGGAGACGCUCAUAUCAUGGCUGCAAGCUCAGAUGCUGAAUCCCCAACCAGAGAAGACCUUUAUACGAAAUAAAGCCGCCCAAGUCUUCGCCUUGCUUUUUGUUACAGAGUAUCUCACUAAGUGGCCCAAGUUUUUUUUUGACAUUCUCUCAGUAGUGGACCUAAAUCCAAGGGGAGUAGAUCUGUACCUGCGAAUCCUCAUGGCUAUUGAUUCAGAGUUGGUGGAUCGUGAUGUGGUGCAUACAUCAGAGGAGGCUCGUAGGAAUACUCUCAUAAAAGAUACCAUGAGGGAACAGUGCAUUCCAAAUCUGGUGGAAUCAUGGUACCAAAUAUUACAAAAUUAUCAGUAUACUAAUUCUGAAGUGACAUGUCAGUGCCUUGAAGUAGUUGGGGCUUAUGUCUCUUGGAUAGACUUAUCCCUUAUAGCCAAUGAUAGGUUUAUAAAUAUGCUGCUAGGUCAUAUGUCAAUAGAAGUUCUACGGGAAGAAGCAUGUGACUGUUUAUUUGAAGUUGUAAAUAAAGGAAUGGACCCUGUUGAUAAAAUGAAACUAGUAGAAUCUUUGUGUCAAGUAUUACAGUCUGCUGGGUUUUUCAGCAUUGACCAGGAAGAAGAUGUUGACUUCCUGGCCAGAUUUUCUAAGCUGGUAAACGGAAUGGGACAGUCAUUAAUAGUUAGUUGGAGUAAAUUAAUUAAGAAUGGGGAUAUUAAGAAUGCUCAAGAGGCACUACAAGCUAUUGAAACAAAAGUGGCACUGAUGUUGCAGCUACUAAUUCAUGAGGAUGACGAUAUUUCUUCUAAUAUUAUUGGAUUUUGUUAUGAUUAUCUUCAUAUUUUGAAACAGCUUACAGUGCUCUCGGAUCAGCAAAAAGCUAAUGUAGAGGCAAUCAUGUUGGCCGUUAUGAAAAAAUUGACUUACGAUGAAGAAUAUAACUUUGAAAAUGAGGGUGAAGAUGAAGCCAUGUUUGUAGAAUAUAGAAAACAACUGAAGUUACUGUUGGACAGGCUUGCUCAAGUUUCCCCAGAGUUACUGCUGGCCUCUGUUCGCAGAGUUUUUAGUUCUACACUGCAGAACUGGCAGACUACACGGUUUAUGGAAGUUGAAGUAGCAAUAAGAUUGCUGUAUAUGUUGGCAGAAGCUCUUCCAGUAUCUCAUGGUGCUCACUUCUCAGGUGAUGUUUCAAAAGCUAGUGCUUUGCAGGAUAUGAUGCGAACUCUGGUAACAUCAGGAGUCAGUUCCUAUCAGCAUACAUCUGUGACGUUGGAGUUCUUCGAAACUGUUGUUAGAUAUGAAAAGUUUUUCACAGUUGAACCUCAGCACAUUCCAUGUGUACUAAUGGCUUUCUUAGAUCAUAGAGGUCUGCGGCAUUCCAGUGCAAAAGUUCGGAGCAGGACGGCUUACCUGUUUUCUAGAUUUGUCAAAUCUCUCAAUAAGCAAAUGAAUCCUUUCAUUGAGGAUAUUUUGAAUAGAAUACAAGAUUUAUUAGAGCUUUCUCCACCUGAGAAUGGCCACCAGUCCUUACUGAGCAGCGAUGAUCAACUUUUUAUUUAUGAGACAGCUGGAGUGCUGAUUGUUAAUAGUGAAUACCCAGCAGAAAGGAAACAAGCCUUAAUGAGGAAUCUGUUGACUCCACUAAUGGAGAAGUUUAAAAUUCUGUUAGAAAAGUUGAUGCUGGCACAAGAUGAAGAAAGGCAAGCCUCUCUAGCAGACUGUCUCAACCAUGCUGUUGGAUUUGCAAGUCGAACCAGUAAAGCUUUCAGCAACAAGCAGACUGUGAAACAAUGUGGCUGUUCCGAAGUUUAUCUGGACUGUUUACAGACAUUCUUGCCAGCCCUCAGUUGUCCCUUGCAAAAGGAUAUUCUCAGAAGUGGAGUCCGUACUUUCCUUCAUCGAAUGAUUAUUUGCCUGGAGGAAGAAGUCCUUCCAUUCAUCCCAUCUGCUUCAGAACAUAUGCUCAAAGAUUGUGAAGCAAAAGAUCUCCAGGAGUUCAUUCCUCUUAUCAACCAGAUUACGGCCAAAUUCAAGAUACAGGUAUCCCCAUUUUUACAACAGAUGUUCAUGCCCCUGCUUCAUGCAAUUUUUGAAGUGCUGCUCCGGCCAGCAGAAGAAAAUGACCAGUCUGCUGCUUUAGAGAAGCAGAUGUUGCGGAGGAGUUACUUUGCUUUCCUGCAAACAGUCACAGGCAGUGGGAUGAGCGAAGUUAUAGCAAAUCAAGGUGCAGAGAAUGUGGAAAGAGUGUUGGUUACUGUUAUUCAAGGAGCAGUUGAAUAUCCAGAUCCAAUUGCACAGAAAACAUGUUUUAUCAUCCUUUCAAAGUUGGUAGAACUCUGGGGAGGUAAAGAUGGACCAGUGGGAUUUGCUGAUUUUGUUUAUAAGCACAUUGUCCCCGCAUGUUUCCUAGCACCUUUAAAACAAACCUUUGACCUGGCAGAUGCACAAACAGUAUUGGCUUUAUCUGAGUGUGCAGUGACACUGAAAACAAUUCAUCUCAAACGGGGCCCAGAAUGUGUUCAGUAUCUUCAACAAGAAUACCUGCCCUCCUUGCAAGUAGCUCCAGAAAUAAUUCAGGAGUUUUGUCAAGCGCUUCAGCAGCCUGAUGCUAAAGUUUUUAAAAAUUACUUAAAGGUGUUCUUCCAGAGAGCAAAGCCCUAAGGACUGGAUUUCCCUGUGCCUACUUCAUGAUCAGGAAUUCCAGUUAGUGUAUAAAGAAGCGAUUUUUGUGUGCCAUUCACACUGGUCUUUUUCACACUGUUUUGAGCUUACUGCAGUAUAUGUUUUGGGAUUUUUCUGUAAAAUGGGUGUAAUUUUCCUGAUACAGGUAUGUAACAACAAAAGAAGUUGCCUGCAUGCCGGUCCAAAUUGUUCUGUAUAAAGAUGCUCUUAAAAGACACAGUUAUCCUAGAACCUUAAUUCUUUUUUAUUUGAAAUUUUAAGUCAAGUCCUUUAUAAAGACCACAGCAGUGGAAAACAGUGUACUUUUUAAAAAAUUGCUGAGUAUAAAAUGUUCGAAAAUUUUCUUUAUGUGUGAAGACACAUAAAGUAUGGGGGGAAUACAACAAUCAAAACUAACUUUUUGUAGAUAGCCAUUUCAUUUCUUUAAACUGUUUCAAUGCCAAUAUGUAUUCUACAAAAGAGAAUGGUUUUAGGCUCCAGUGUUACACUUUUUUUUAUAUAUUAUAUAUAUAUAUAAAUAAAUUUUACGUAGUGAAAUCUACCAA